Molecule: messenger RNA, 2130 nt
Organism: Podarcis lilfordi (Lilford's wall lizard)
Lineage: Eukaryota; Metazoa; Chordata; Lepidosauria; Squamata; Lacertidae
Source: the annotation of a GenBank genome assembly
GGCUCCGGGCGCAGCGCGCGCGCCAGAGAGAAGCGGCUCGAAGUGGCUCCCCGCCAGCCGCUCGUCUCCUCCCCGCUUUCCCGCCCUCUCCGCCGGGCCGGGGGGAAAGCGUGCUCUCUCCGCGUUUCCCUCAUGGCCACGAGCCGCGCCAUGCAGCCUCCCCGGGCGCUCCUCUAAGCCAUGCCGCCGCUGGCGCUGCUCCUCCCGGCGCUGCUGGCCGCCUUGGCGCCUCCGUGCCGAGGCUGGUCCGCUCCGGAGCCCGAGCUGGCGCUGCCGCCCCUCAACGCCUCUUCGGCGCCCUUGGCGGGCUCCUCGGGAGGGCGGGAAGCGGCCGCUCAGGAGGGGGAAGCGCGCCCCACGGCCACGGCCGCCCCUUCGCCCCACCGCCGCCCUCCGGCGCCUCAGCCGCAGCAGCAGCCGCCGCCGCCUCGCGAGGACCCUCCGUGCAACAUCAGCGUGCAGCGCCAGAUGCUGAGCUCGCUGCUGGUGCGCUGGAGCCCGCUGGGCUUCCAGUGCGACCUGGUGCUCUUCUCCACCAGCGGCCCCGGCGGGCGCGCCUUCUUCUCGGCCGCCUUCCACCGCGUGGGGCCGCCGCCGCUGCUCAUCGAGCACGUCGGGCUGGCGGCCGGCGGCGUCCAGCAGGAUCUGCGCCUGUGCGUGGGCUGCAGCUGGGCCCGGGGCAGGCGCGUGGGUCGCCUCCGCUCGGGGGUCGCCAACCCGGCGCCCGCCGCAGCCGCCGCCUCCUCCUCCUCCGCGCUCUCUUCCUCCUCCCUGCCCUCUCCGGAGCAGCAAGGCGACCGGCUGCAUUUCUGCUGCCUCGAUUUCAGCCUGGAAGAGCUGAAGGGGGAUCCCGGCUGGAGGAUGAACCGAAAGCCCAUCGAGUCCACCUUGGUGGCUUGCUUCAUGACGCUCGUCAUCAUCGUGUGGAGCGUGGCCGCCCUCAUCUGGCCGGUGCCCAUCAUCGCCGGCUUCCUGCCCAACGGCAUGGAGCAGAGGAGGAGCGCCGCCGCAGCCGCCGCCGCCUCGGGAAGCACAUCUGGAGCAGCUGCAGCCGCCGCCAAAUGACCCCCAUCCAGUACCGGAUGAAACCCCGAAGAGGCCCAUCGGGGAUCGAAAUCUUGCCGCCCUCCCAGUGGGAUAACACUCAACUCAGAAAGCUGGAUUUGACAUUUUCCUUCCAAGAUCAAAUCAAUCUCGGGGCCCCUAAAAGGCGUGGGGGCCUGGUCUGCCUAUUUCUUAAUCCAGCACUGCCUCACCCCUGUCUCCCUUUUGCUUCCUCCUCCUCCUCCUCCUCCUCCUCCUCCUCCUCGCUUCCUGAUCUAAUCCAGGUCGUAUCCAUUGUCAUGGAUGCCGCCCGUCCCCUCUAGUGGGAUAACAUUGAACUCAGAAAGCUUGAUUUGUCAUUUUCCUUCGAGAUCAAAUCAAUUUUGUUUUGAUCUCAGGCCGGUGCCUAACUCUGGCUAUUUGGUAAUCUGGCACCACUGCCCCAUCCCUGCCUCCUUUUCGGUUCUUCCUCGCUUCCUGAUCUAAUUCGGGUCAGAUCCAUUGCCGUGGAUGGGCCUCUGAUUUGGGCACUGACCUUGCUAUGCUUUUUGGGGGUAGUGUUGAAAAGGAGUAUUUUUGUAGAUCACUGCAAAGCCAUCUUCUUGGCGUGGAGUGCUGAAGAGAGUGGACUUGGGUGGAAAUCUUGUAGCUGGGAUCUUUGGGGGACCACCCCCCUCCCCUGCUCGCUUAAGGGGGUUUAUAGAUCUAUUUCUGGUGUGCUCAAAGUCAUAUCUUUUUUUUUAGAAAAAUGACCAAAACCUGUGUAUUGGCUUUAUAUAUUUAAAACUCUUUUAAGUCAGUAUUUUAGUAAAGACCACACACACACACAAACCCAGUGCACUUUGCAAGUAGCUGUGAGUCAGAGUACUUAUUUGUAUAUGAAUACACUUUUGUCUCUGCAAAAUUUUAUUUACCAAAUGAGGGAACUUUUUGGGGGCAGGGUUGAAACUUGCUAAUACAAUAUAUAUUGUUCCUGGAGAACCGGGAGUUGAAACACUCUUUUACAAUGUGUGUGUUUCUUAUUAGAGAAUGUGUGGUUACUGUUGUAAUUCUGUUGGGUUCUGAAUACAGAUAUUUUCUUUGUCG